AUGUGUUCAAUCACUUCGCAUGUAAUCAUUGGAUUAUUAUUACAAUAUCCUUCUACUUUUCAUUUGGCGGCAGCGAAGUUGCACAAUGGUCAUCUAUCAAAUGCAGAUGGAAAUGGGGAUUGGGUACUAACUAUAUUUUCAGCACUAGCUCUUAUAAUUGAUGUCUUGGAAUUGCUGCCUUCUCAUGUAGCUGUUGUAUUUGAUUAUGAUGGAGCUCCGUUUGAUCAUACUUGUGUUUCAUCCAAAGAAAAUUUGAGGGGAAAAGGUAUCAAUUUUCGCCACAAUUUAUACCCUGCAUACAAGAGCAACCGUCCUCCUACACCUGACACAAUAGUUCAGGGACUGCAAUAUCUGAAAGCAUCCCUCAAAGCCAUGUCCAUUAAAGUCAUCGAGACACCUGGAGUAGAAGCAGAUGAUGUGAUUGGAACGUUAGCCACAAAAAGUGUUGCUGAAGGGUUCAAGGUGCGAGUGGUUUCUCCAGAUAAAGACUUCUUCCAAAUUCUAUCUCCUUCAUUGCGUCUUCUACGCCUUGUACCACGGGGCUCUGAAAUGGUUUCUUUUGGGAUAGAAGAUUUUUCUGAACGAUAUCGGUCAUUGAAACCUUCUCAAUUUGUUGAUAUGAUCUCUCUCGUGGGUGACAAGGCAGAUAAUAUUCCAGGAGUUGAAGGUAUAGGUGACGUCCAUGCUUUGCAACUAAUCUCUAGAUUUGGGACACUGGAAAAUCUGCUGCAAUGCAUUGAUCAAGUUGCAGAAGAACGAAUAAAAAAGGCCCUGAUAACACAUGCUGAUCAGGCUGUACUAAGCAAAGAAUUGGCCAUACUACGAUGUGAUCUUCCACACUACAUGGUUCCAUUUGACACCGAAGACCUGGAGUUUAGGAGACCAGAGGAUAAUGGGGAGAAAUUUACAAGUCUGCUGAAUGCGAUAAGUGCUUAUGCGGAAGGAUUCUCGGCUGAUCCAAUCAUUAGAAGAGCUUCCUACCUCUGGAAGAAGCUCGACUCUCAGUGA
Linum trigynum is the source of this 1008-nucleotide messenger RNA. The record is from the annotation of a GenBank genome assembly. Lineage: Eukaryota; Viridiplantae; Streptophyta; Magnoliopsida; Malpighiales; Linaceae.